GGAAGACUAGGCCACACGAAAUUCAAAUCUUUCAAAUUCAGCAACUUGCUUCUCCUCACAUUUGUCAGCCCCUUUAUAUAAUAAACGUUCCUCUUUUUCGUCUUUUCAACAUAUCAGAAAAUCCCUAAAUUCACUGAACCCUCUUCUCUCUCUUUCUCCCCCCAUAUCUUCUGAUUCUCCUCCAACUCCUUUAUUAAUAAAUUCUCCUCUUUCAUUGCUACUUGUCUUCCUCAUUUCCCUACUAGUACUUGUUUCACACAGUUUCUUGAUCCAACCAAAACCAAUACACAAAGCUUCUCAAACUCCUUCACCUCAAAGCUUCUUCCUUUACAUCUGAAUCGUUGAGUUAACUCGGAUUUGUUCUGCAUCCUCUGUUUCUGAAUCGUGGGCCAUCCUUAUUUUGUCUCGAAUUCUUCACCAAUUGCUUCGAUCAAGCUGCAUUGGUUAACCAGUUGCCCUAAAGAUCAGAUCUUUGAGCAAAAUUUUGUCACUGAUCUUCUAAAUCCAAACCAGACACAGCAAAACAACCUCUGUAGAUGAUUCGAGAAAUCUCAAACUUACAAAAAGAUAUUAUAAACAUUCAAGACAGUUAUUCGAACAACCGAGUCAUGGACGUCGGAAGAAACAACCGGAAAAACAUGAGCUUUCGAAGUUCGCCGGAGAAAAGCAAGCAAGAGUUACGGCGGAGUUUCUCGGCGCAGAAAAGGAUGAUGAUCCCGGCGAAUUAUUUCAGUUUAGAGUCUCUGUUCCUAUUGGUUGGUCUAACGGCAUCUCUGUUAAUACUUCCGUUAGUUUUGCCGCCGUUACCUCCGCCUCCGUUUAUGCUGCUAUUGGUUCCCAUUGGGAUUAUGGUUUUACUCGUCGUUCUUGCCUUCAUGCCUUCUUCUCAUUCUAAUGCUAAUACAGAUGUAACUUGCAAUUUCAUGUAAAUCUGAAAUUUAUUAUAUGAUGAUCUUAAUUAAUCUUAG
This is a messenger RNA of Arabidopsis thaliana (thale cress), 968 nucleotides long. It is a transcript of the gene ARGOS, whose product is annotated as auxin-regulated gene involved in organ size. NCBI's taxonomy places the organism in Eukaryota, Viridiplantae, Streptophyta, Magnoliopsida, Brassicales, Brassicaceae. Gene Ontology annotation, cellular component: membrane; nucleus; cytoplasm. The transcript has a single exon. The coding region runs from base 537 to 929 and encodes 130 amino acids. Gene Ontology annotation, biological process: positive regulation of organ growth; response to hormone. The record is from RefSeq and is marked reviewed.